AUGGCGUCUCCUCAGAAGAUCCGCACCCCCAUCACCGAUCUUUUCAAGAUCAACCACCCCAUCCUGCUCGCCGGCAUGAACGUCGCCGCUGGCCCCAAGCUGGCUGCCGCCGUCACCAACGCCGGCGGCAUGGGUGUCAUUGGUGGUGUCGGCUACACCCCCGAGAUGCUCAAGGACCAGAUCGCCGAGCUCAAGGAGCACCUGACAGACAAGAACGCUCCCUUCGGCGUCGACCUGCUGCUGCCCCAGGUUGGUGGCAGCGCGCGCAAGACCAACUACGACUACACCAAGGGCAAGCUCGACGGCCUCGUUGACAUCAUCAUCGAGUCUGGCGCCAAGCUCUUCGUCUCUGCCGUUGGUGUGCCCCCCAAGCACGUCGUCGACAGGCUCCACGCCGCCGGCAUUGUCUACAUGAACAUGAUCGGCCACCCCAAGCACGUCAAGAAGUGCCUGGAGCUCGGCGUCGACAUCAUCUGCGCCCAGGGUGGCGAGGGUGGCGGCCACACCGGUGACGUCCCCACGACCGUCCUCAUCCCCGCCGUUGUCGACCUCGUCAAGGGCCACAAGUCCCCCGGCCAGCAGAUGGUCGUCGCGAAGGUCCUUACGCACCACCAUAUGACCACUGCUGCCGUAGUCCGUUUCAAAAGCUUCUGCCUCUCAGCGCAGCCCGUACGCAGCCCACCAGAAAAGCCAGCCUGGGACAAGUAA
Messenger RNA from Verticillium alfalfae VaMs.102, 708 nucleotides. RefSeq names its product oxidoreductase 2-nitropropane dioxygenase family. The record is from RefSeq and is a predicted model, not a curated record. Bases 1 to 708 code for a protein of 235 amino acids. Gene Ontology annotation, molecular function: nitronate monooxygenase activity. The transcript has 5 exons. Lineage: Eukaryota; Fungi; Ascomycota; Sordariomycetes; Glomerellales; Plectosphaerellaceae.